CUCUUAACUGCUUAAAUGCUGAAAUCUUUCUUUGCCCCAAUUUUUGGUUUCAGGACCGCUGCGGGCAAAACACAUCAUGGCGGCUUUCUGGUGGCCAUCAAACAGGAGAAGGGGGAAGCCCCACGGCUUGUGGCAGAGAAGCCCCACAGCGAAGAGGAGCCGGUGAAGAAACGGGGUUGGCCAAAAGGUAAGAAGCGGAAGAAGAUCUUGCCUAACGGACCCAAGGCCCCCGUGACGGGCUACGUCCGCUUCUUGAAUGAGCGGCGGGAGCAGAUUCGAAUGCUGCACCCAGACCUCCCUUUCCCGGAGAUCACCAAGAUGUUGGGAGCGGAGUGGAGCAAACUGCAGCCCACAGAUAAACAGCGCUAUCUGGAUGAGGCCGAGCGAGAGAAGCAGCAGUAUAUGAGAGAGCUGAGAGAGUACCAGCAGUCGGAGGCGUAUAAGAUGUGCGCCGAGAAAAUGCAGGAGAAAAAGAUUAAGAAAGAGGAUGCUGGACCUGGAGGUGUCAACACCUUGCUGAACGGUUAUAAGGCUGGAGAGGGCGGCAGCGGUGAUGGCUUCUCCACUUUCGACAUUCCCAUUUUUUCUGAGGAAUUUUUGGACCAGAACAAAGCCCGGGAAGCAGAGCUGCGUCGCCUGCGCAAGGUGAACACCGAGUUCGAGGAGCAGAACGCCAUCCUGCAGAAGCACACGGAGAGCAUGAGCAGUGCCAAGGAGCGGCUGGAGCAAGAGUUGGCACUGGAGGAGAGGCAGACUAUGGCCCUCCAGCAGCAGCUCCAGACCGUGCGCCAAGCCCUAACCGCCAGCUUUGCCAGCCUUCCCAUCCCAGGUACAGGUGAGACCCCCACUCUCAGCACACUGGAUUUCUACAUGGCCAGACUUCACAGUGCCAUCGAAAGCAACCCUGCGCAACAUGAGAGGUUGGUCAUUCGGGUCAAGGAGAUCCUGUCCCGCAUUGCCAGUGAGCAUUUAUGAACAGGUGCCUUGGCUCUAUUCGGAUACUUCUGGACUUCUGGAAUUUGCUGUUUGCCUCUCGUCACGCAGAUGCCUUCAUCUUCCGGAUUUUCGCCCUGUGCCUCUUCCGGGGAUCUUGCCUUCUAGAUUUUGUAGCCCCAACUUGGUUCUUUCCCAUCUUUUCUCUCCUGAUUUUCUCUCCGAAGUUGCCUGCUAGGACAGUAGAUAGUAGGACAAUGCAAAACCAAUACAAUACAAAGUUAGUCCACUAAUACAUUUGGCCAUCUGUAUAGCCACGGAUUCUGCAUCCAUGCAUUCAAGCAACCACAGUUUUGGGGAAAAAAUAUCCACGCACACAAUUCCAAAAAGCAAACCUGGAUUUUGCCAUUUUAUACGACAGAUGCGGUUGUAUACAGUUAGUCCUUCGUAUCCACAGUUUUUUAAUCCACAGAGUCAAGCAUCCACAGCUUGGAAAUAUUACAAAAAAGUACAAAUUCCCCAAAGCAAACCUUGAUUUUGCCAUUUUAAAUGUGGAUACGGUUAUAUAUAGUCAGCCCCCCCCCCCCCCCCCUAUCCACGGAUUUAAUACCCACAGAUUCAAGCAUCCAUGGCUUGGAAAUACUCAAAAGAGGUAUAAAUUCCAAAAAGCAAACCUUGUUUUUACCAUUUCUAGAUGCUGUUUUACUAUCCCGUUGUAUUUAAUAAGACUUGAGCAGCCAUGGAGUUUGGUAUCUGUGGGGGGUUCCUGGCACCAAACCCCAGCAGAUACCAAGUGCCCGCUGUAUUUCUUUGACAGCCAGUGGUUUGAGCCUUGCACUAGGAUUCAGAGAGACCGGGGUUUGAAUCCCUGUUCAACCAAGGGAUGGGUGAUCUUGAGCAAGUCACACUCUCUCAGCCUCAGAAAAUCCUCAGUGUCGCCAUAAAUCAGAAGUCAUGCACAAAAGCAGAGAACGCAAAUUAGCUCAGCCUUAAAGACAGAAAAAGAGAGAAACCAAUUUAUUUAUUAGCACACUCUUGUUCCUUUUUAAAUAACCUUUUCUAAAAACAAACAAAUCCAGCCUCUUGGGGAUUUAGUAAUGACUUUCAUUCACUUAGACUUUGAAAUCUUUUCGUUUUCUGUGUGAUAUGUUAAGUAAAACACAUGCACGCACGCAUAUAUAUUUUAGUAAUUUGAGAAGUGGUUAUAUUUCUUCGGUAGGUAGAGAAGUCUUUUUUAAAAUAAAGGAAACCAUACAAACCUCUUUGGUUAUUUGGCUUUU
Messenger RNA from Sceloporus undulatus (fence lizard), 2213 nucleotides. RefSeq names its product high mobility group 20B (gene HMG20B). Gene Ontology annotation, biological process: regulation of gene expression. Lineage: Eukaryota; Metazoa; Chordata; Lepidosauria; Squamata; Phrynosomatidae. The transcript has 8 exons. The record is from RefSeq and is a predicted model, not a curated record. The coding region runs from base 16 to 975 and encodes 319 amino acids. Gene Ontology annotation, cellular component: nucleus.